CAGCUGAUUGUGUGCCCGCGUAAAGUGACUUGCUUAUAAAGUACAUUUAAACUAAAUUCGAGUGUGGUUCAUGAAAAAGUACAAUUAUCUUGAAGACUGUGAUUCCUCUGCACUUGCUAAUAUCUUUGUGUCAACGUUUACUUGGAUAUCCGGCUCAUGAUUCUAUGAUUCUUGUCAUAGCCAGGACUGUCAGAUUGUAAAAUAUUCCGCCGGAGAAAUUUUAAUCAAUCGUGUGUUGUGAACUAGAAAUAAAACCUAAAAGGAAAAAGUUUUUGACUGAAAAACUGAGUGAAUUAAAGUGAUUCAAGUUCUUGCUGAGUUUUCGUCCCAGCAAGUGAGAGUGAAGUGAAAAUGUCUGCCACAACGAUUGCACGUUUGUUGAAUGAGCGCAAGGCCUGGCGAAAGAACCAUCCAUACGGGUUUGUUGCUCAUCCCGCCAAAAAUCCCGAUGGCACUCUUAACCUGAUGAUUUGGGAGUGCGCCAUUCCUGGAAAGAAGUCCACCCUCUGGGAGGGUGGCCUCUACAAACUUCGCAUGAUUUUCCAGGACGACUAUCCUAUCACUCCGCCGAAAUGCAAGUUCGAGCCGCCACUCUUCCAUCCAAAUGUGUUCCCGUCGGGCACUGUCUGCUUGUCGCUGCUUGACGAGAAGAAGGGUUGGCGCCCGUCCAUUACUAUUAAGCAACUUCUUGUGGGCAUUCAGGAACUUCUGGACAACCCGAACGCCAAGGACCCGGCCCAAUUGGAGCCCUACACUGCAUAUACACAGAACCGCCAACAAUACGAAACACGCGUGCGUGCCCAGGCCCGCAAAAUGACACCUAGCGAUUAAUGUAAUCUACACACACACAAUCCCCACAAGAGCGUAUAGAGGCAUGAAUAAAAUGAGUCAUGAUUCAUUAAAUUUAAA
Molecule: messenger RNA, 909 nt
Organism: Drosophila miranda
Lineage: Eukaryota; Metazoa; Arthropoda; Insecta; Diptera; Drosophilidae
Product: SUMO-conjugating enzyme UBC9-like
Exons: 4
Coding region: 352-831 (159 amino acids)
Biological process (GO): protein sumoylation
Cellular component (GO): nucleus
Molecular function (GO): SUMO conjugating enzyme activity
Source: RefSeq, a predicted model, not a curated record